Messenger RNA from Jaculus jaculus (lesser Egyptian jerboa), 1638 nucleotides. RefSeq names its product signal sequence receptor subunit 1 (gene Ssr1). Lineage: Eukaryota; Metazoa; Chordata; Mammalia; Rodentia; Dipodidae. Bases 67 to 942 code for a protein of 291 amino acids. The record is from RefSeq and is a predicted model, not a curated record. The transcript has 9 exons. Gene Ontology annotation, cellular component: endoplasmic reticulum membrane; endoplasmic reticulum.
UACGGCCCGAGCCCGCGCAGAGCCCCGCGGACGCGGACGCGGACCGGACGCCCGAGCGGCCGCGCCAUGAGACUCCUCCCCCGCCUGCUGCUGCUGCUCCUGCUGCUGCUCCCGGCCGCCGUGCUGCUCCGCGGCGGGGCCCGAGGGUCAUUAGCAGUAGCUCAAGAUCUUACAGAGGAUGAAGAAACUGUAGAAGAUUCAGUAAUUGAAGAUGAAGAUGAUGAAGCUGAGGUAGAGGAAGAUGAACCCACAGAUUUGACUGAAGAUAGAGAGGAAGAAGAUGUGUCUGGGGAACCUGAAGCGUCUCCAAGUGCAGAUACAACAAUCUUGUUUGUCAAAGGAGAAGAUUUUCCAGCAAAUAACAUCGUGAAGUUCCUGGUAGGCUUUACCAACAAGGGCACAGAAGAUUUCAUUGUCGAGUCCCUCGAUGCCUCCUUCCGCUACCCUCAGGACUACCAGUUUUACAUCCAGAACUUCACAGCCCUUCCUCUGAAUACUGUAGUGCCCCCCCAGAGACAGGCAACCUUUGAGUACUCCUUCAUUCCUGCCGAGCCCAUGGGGGGACGACCCUUUGGCCUGGUCAUCAACUUGAACUACAAAGACUUGAAUGGCAAUGUAUUCCAAGACGCUGUCUUCAAUCAGACAGUGACAGUGAUUGAGCGAGAGGAUGGGCUAGAUGGAGAGACAAUCUUUAUGUACAUGUUCCUCGCCGGCCUUGGGCUCCUGCUGGUUGUUGGCCUUCAUCAGCUCCUGGAAUCUCGAAAGCGCAAGAGGCCAGUGCAGAAGGUGGAAAUGGGCACGUCAAGUCAGAACGACGUUGACAUGAGUUGGAUUCCUCAGGAAACACUGAAUCAGAUCAUGCAGAGUAGAAGAGAUAAAGCUUCACCCAGAAGGCUGCCCAGGAAGCGGGCACAGAAGAGAUCGGUGGGAUCUGAUGAGUAAAUGUCAUUUGUGCAGCAGUUCAGUCUGUGCUUGCCCUGCCUCGUGUUUUCGGCCUGAUGGGAAUCAGUGCAGAGAAGCCGUGUCACAUAGAAGGAGCUGCUUAUGUGUGGACUGAGCAGUCAGAGUCUGUGGCGAUGGCAUUGCUGACAGUGCACUGCAUUCGUUUCUAAAGUAACAAAUUUGGUUUUUUUUUUAAAACCAUUAAAUUGUGUGUGUGUGUAUGUCUGUGAGCAGUUGGUCUUAGCAGAAUCAUUGUUGAACUACCUGAUGCAUGCCUUUAGAACACGCUGUAGGGUGCUGUGGUCACCUCCUUUCCGACACUUUCCAUUGGUCCCCAUUAUCCCCAGUGUUACUUCAGGUGUUCUGCCUUACAGGCCGAUUUAGGUAAGUCAUUUGUUGCUUCCUUGGAGUUGUUCAAACCAGUGAUACAGGUCGCCUCUCCCUACUGUUCUCUGUCACAGCCAGAGUUCUAAAGGCACAACGGCAGAAGCUCGUUUUAAUUUUUUUUUUUUAAGCAAUAGAUUCAUUUCGCUAUAAGCCUGCUGUUUACUGUAAGACACACCUUCAAAAAGUUGGUAAAUGAAUUUGAGAAAUUUGGCAUCUCUUAACAAAAUUGUAAAACAUGAAAAUUCUGCUGACUUUGGCAUACUACUCCUAUGACUUUUUUUAAACAAAGAGUUCAUUUGUGCAAACUGA